Messenger RNA from Gorilla gorilla gorilla (western lowland gorilla), 4128 nucleotides. It is a transcript of the gene NDUFA9, whose product is annotated as NADH:ubiquinone oxidoreductase subunit A9. Gene Ontology annotation, molecular function: protein-containing complex binding. The transcript is spliced from 11 exons. Gene Ontology annotation, cellular component: mitochondrion. Bases 12 to 1145 code for a protein of 377 amino acids. The record is from RefSeq and is marked validated. Lineage: Eukaryota; Metazoa; Chordata; Mammalia; Primates; Hominidae.
UGUGGGAAAAGAUGGCGGCUGCCGCACAAUCCCGGGUUGUCCGGGUCCUGUCAAUGUCACGUUCUGCCAUUACUGCAAUAGCCACAUCUGUGUGUCAUGGCCCACCCUGUCGCCAGCUUCAUCAUGCCCUCAUACCUCAUGGGAAAGGUGGACGUUCCUCAGUCAGUGGGAUUGUGGCCACUGUGUUUGGAGCAACAGGAUUCCUGGGGCGAUAUGUUGUCAACCACCUUGGACGCAUGGGGUCACAGGUAAUCAUACCCUAUCGGUGUGAUAAAUAUGACAUCAUGCACCUUCGUCCCAUGGGUGACCUGGGCCAGCUUCUGUUUCUGGAAUGGGACGCGAGAGAUAAAGAUUCUAUCCGACGAGUAGUACAACACAGCAAUGUGGUCAUCAAUCUUAUUGGACGAGACUGGGAAACCAAAAACUUUGAUUUUGAGGAUGUUUUUGUGAAGAUUCCCCAAGCAAUUGCUCAACUGUCCAAGGAAGCUGGAGUUGAAAAAUUCAUUCAUGUUUCACAUCUGAAUGCGAAUAUUAAAAGCUCUUCUAGAUAUUUGAGAAAUAAGGCUGUUGGAGAGAAAGUAGUGAGAGAUGCAUUUCCAGAAGCCAUUAUCAUAAAGCCGUCGGACAUCUUUGGAAGAGAGGAUAGAUUCCUUAAUUCUUUUGCAAGUAUGCAUCGGUUUGGUCCUAUACCCCUUGGUUCCUUGGGCUGGAAGACAGUUAAACAACCAGUAUAUGUCGUAGAUGUAUCCAAAGGAAUUGUUAAUGCAGUUAAGGAUCCUGAUGCUAAUGGGAAAUCCUUUGCUUUCGUUGGUCCCAGUCGGUACCUCCUUUUUCACCUGGUGAAGUACAUCUUUGCUGUGGCUCACAGAUUGUUCCUCCCAUUCCCCUUGCCACUUUUUGCCUAUCGAUGGGUAGCAAGAGUCUUUGAAAUAAGCCCAUUUGAGCCCUGGAUAACAAGGGAUAAAGUGGAGCGGAUGCACAUCACAGACAUGAAAUUGCCUCACCUGCCCGGCUUAGAAGACCUUGGUAUUCAGGCAACACCACUGGAACUCAAGGCCAUUGAGGUGCUGCGGCGUCAUCGCACUUACCGCUGGCUGUCUGCUGAAAUUGAGGAUGUGAAGCCGGCCAAGACCGUCAAUAUUUAGUGCCUCCUGAGCAGCUCUUGGUUUUGGCGUCUUUUGGGUCAGCCCAUGUGGUUUGAGCACCCAGCCAGGCGGUCUCUUUAGAGGAUCCUGUACACAGUUCCACUAUUAAAACAUUUCAGGUUGAAUUCUGCAGUAUUUUCUCCCUUGAUUUACAAAAUGAGAAAUGUAGUCGCUUAGAACUUGAGCAUGAUUUUUGUUAAACAUAUUUAAUAAUGAUAUAUAUACUAUUUAUUCUCUGAAAUGCCAGAGAGUUUGAAUUUUCCUAUGACAAACCACUUCUAGCAUACGUUCUAGAAGACAAGGACCCUUUUUAAUGUCAAAGCAUUGUAAAGACCCCAAGUGAUAUGUGAUUGUUUUUUAAUUUCCAUUAAAUGAGAGAGCAUACAGUAUCCCCUAACCUGAAUGUGUUUACACUGAAGGUGUUUUUAAAAUUUAUUUUAAUAAUGUCCAUAUGCCUUUUAAAAAUAGUAGUACAUAUAUAGAAAAACAUUGUCCAUAGAUUCUCAAACCCCUUGCAGUAAUUCCACAGUCUUCUUGGAUCUGAGCUAUCUGAGGCCAGCCCGAAGCCCUUAGUACCACAUCUGGAUUAUUUCAGACACAUAGGUGGAGAUAGAUUCUCUUCCCAUGCAAAGGAGAUGCUUCAGCUUCUAUGCCAGUAGUGCCAGCACUUAGGAAUUAGGACCUUCUAAUGAAGUUCUUAAAAUUGCAGCCAAGACCCAGAUGAACAAUUGGUUUAGUGUUGGCAAAUCCCACCAGUACAGUGUGAUUUAAAACUCCCACAAUUUGUGGUGAAGCCAACAUACCACCAUCCUAGGUGACCCAGGGUUGGUCAUUGUGUUUCACUGGACUUCAGCCUCCUGAUCUAUGUUUGGGACAGGGAUGUCAGUAAAAACGCUGUUUGAUGAGGGAAUGCCCGUCUCCUUACAGAGAGAAAGGUAUAUCAGUGUUGAAGGUAAGUUCUCCACCUGCCCUUUCUGCCUGCAUCAGAAUCUUUUUAUCCCAAAACGGUCAACAGUGAGCUACUCCAAGUGUGGUCCAUAGAUCACCAGCAUUGGGAUCAUCUUGGGGCUUGUUAGAAAUGCAGAACCCGGGCUGGGCACAGUGGCUCACACCUGUUAUCCCAACGCUUUUGAGUUGCUGUGGUGGGACGGUCGCUUGAGGCCAGGAGUUUGAGUCCAGCCUAGGCAAUAUGGCAAGACCUUGUCUCUAGAGAAAAAUUUCAAAACGUUAGUAGGGCAUGGUGGCACGCACCUGUAGUCUCAGUUAUUCGGGAGGCUAAGGUAUGAUUGCUUGAGCCUGGGAGUUCAAGGUUACAGUGAGCUAUGAUAGUGCCACUGCACUUCAGCUUGGACUGAAGAUCCUGUCUCAGAAAAAAAAAAAAAGAAAAAAAAAGGCAGAAUCCUAGGUUUUGUCCCGUCCCAGGCCUGUUGAAUCAGAAUCUGCAUUUUAGCAAGGUCUCCAGGAGAUUUGUAUGCACAUUACAGUAUGAGAAGCACUGCCAUACAGAAGAGCUGUAUCAGAGUUCAGUGUGAUUCCUGUUAUUAAUCCAGGUUGCUGACCCCCGCCCCAGACCUACUGAAUCAGAGUCUCAGGAAGGAGGGCCCAGGAAUUUUAGUUUUAUUAAACAUUCUAGUUUAUUCUCCUGUACACUAGUAUGUCAGAAUCAGCGUACUAGGGAAAGGAACACAAACUCAACUUCACAUUUUUUCUUCAGAUACUGCCUGUUAUUUUGGAUGACACCCCUCCUAGCCAUAAGCCAGCCAGUAGGCACAGAGAUGGGUGGAUUUAAUUUGAAAAGGAACUAUAAUUCUAUAAUGCACAGUGUCCUCUCAGAAUAUCUACACUUUCUUUCCUUUUUUUGAUUCUUAAAAAAAAACUUAUUGAUACAUAAUAGAUGUAAAUAUUGUCAGGGUAUAUGUGGUAAUUUGAUAUAUUCAUAUAAUCAGUCAGUGUAAUUGGGAUAUCCAUCACCUUAAAUAUUUACCUUUAUGCUAGUAACAUUCGAAUUACUCUCUUCUAGCUAUUUUGAAAUGUACAGUAGAUUAGUAUUAACUCUAGUUACCCUACUGAUCUAUUGAACACCAGGUCUUACUUCUUCUGUCUUAACUGUAAUUAUCUUCAUUUUCUAGCAAUGCUAUUUCUCAUCUCUAACUUGUAUCAUCUCAGGAUGCUGUACUUCUAAAGCUGUAAUUCAACCAGGAUAGUUUUCCCUUCUUAUCAUACCCAGUGCCCCCUUUUGUAACAAAUAGUUGGUAAUGCACCUUUUAUUAUCCUGAUAUGGAAGUCAUAGUUACUUUAACCUGUCUAUAUAUGUAAUCAAAAUAUAAUUAAUGCCUUAUGUAAAUAAGAAGUGAAAGGAAAGUAAUACACAGUAAGAUGUACAUAGAGCACACCAACACUGAAGACAUGAUGAAGGAGUCCGUUGCUUGCUUCCAUGUGGACAAUCACCAUGGAUGCAAUAACAAAUGCAGAAUGGUCUGAUGCAGGGGGUAGGUUGUAGUCUCCAUUUAAAUGCCAUCAGCAGCAUUGCUAUUAUGUCAACUUCUGAAAUAGUGAAUGACUUCUAGUAAAGUUCAGAAGAAAAUAGAAUCGAAUCCUCUCUAAAUUCACGUGGUACUUGCAUUCUUAGAAAACUCAACAUAUAUUAAACCCAUAUCAAAGAUCCUUUAUAUCUGUAAAACAGAUUCUGAGUUCAGAUGACUAUAAGUAGGUUUUCGAAAGUCAUGUGAUGUAUGUUUCAGUUCUUCAUUUUCAUGUUCUGACACCAUGGUAUGCCUAUUCCUGGUGUGCCUAUUCCUCUACAUGUCCAUAGUGCUCUUCAGUCAUUGUUUUACCACAAAGAAGUGAUAAAUACUUGAGGUGAUGAAUAUGCUAAUUAUACUGACUUGAUUACUAUACAGUGUAUGCAUGUAUUGAAACAUCAUAUUGUAUCCCAUAAAUGUAUGAUUAUUGUGUGUCAGAAAUAAAACUUAAAAAUGCUAAA